Messenger RNA from Effrenium voratum, 1896 nucleotides. NCBI's taxonomy places the organism in Eukaryota, Dinophyceae, Suessiales, Symbiodiniaceae. The record is from the annotation of a GenBank genome assembly.
GACUUAACUUAAGUGCACUGCGCCAUGCUGGCGGCGUCAACGCCCGCGCUGGCUUUGUUAAAGCGGCUCCGGCUGCGAGGCCUGCCACGCCCGGGAUGCAGAGGCUUCGCGGAGGACGCGGAGGCUGCCCGGCGUAGCUCUGGGCAGCGAGGACCCUCAAGCAACAGCCAGGAUGACGGGUUCGAGAAGCGGGUGAAGGACUACGAGAAGGCAAAGAUGAAGUGGCUACCCAGCGCGGUGGAGCCCAUGGACGACACCGGGCUGGCGGCCCAGCGGAGGCUGCAGGAGCUGAUCAAGCGCCGGGACCGCUUGCAGCGGCAGUUGGAGGCGCUCAAACGCCUAGAGGCCGAUGAGCUCACGGCCUCGGAGCUGGAGCAGUUGGAGGCCCUCGAGGACCAGCUGCAGAUCGCCCAAAGGCGGCUCAGCGACACCGCCCUGCUGAUUAAGGAGCGCAAGCAGGAGCAGCGCAGUGCGCGGAAGGGAGCUGGCAAGGGAGAGACCGAGCGGCCAAAAGCAGAUGAUGGUCGCUUUGGGCGGCUCUGGGUGGGCAGUUUGCUGGGACAAGCCCCCAGUGUCAUCUUCAAGCCCAUGGCCACUGGAGACAGCUACGUUGUAUUUAGCCUGCUAUGCGAGGCUGGUGGCGUUGGCCUGGCUGUGCUGGAUGCCCUGGGCGUUUUGCAGCUGCAGUUGGUAAGGUUCUCGCUGUCCCCGCGCAUGCGGAAGGGUCACCGCGCCUGGGCCAAAGUGCAGAAGGGCCGGCGCCGGCCCCGUGACGCGCUGCCGCUGCGCCAGAGCCAGCUGAACCUGGCCUGGGCCCGGGCCUCCAGCCGCCACCUUCGCGAGCAGAGCCGCAUCCGCCGCACGCUGAAGAUGCUGCAGGAGCUGCUGAGGGACCCGGUCCUCGCCAAGGAGUUGGAGCAUGUGGCCUGUCAACCAGAGGUGCUGGAGCUGGGGGCGGCUGGGCAGGUGGCGGCGGAGGCGGUGGUGGAGGCUGUGCGCCGGGUGCUGGGCGAGGAGGUCUCCCUGCGGAGGGGUCCCUUCAUCGGAGUGCAGCUGGAGCGGCCGCUGACGCACUACGACCGCAACGACCUGGCCAUGGUCCUGGAGGAUCUCGGCUUCGAGGCCCACAUCACCCGCCACGGCGUGACGCUGAGGGUCGGGGGCCGGGACUUGGAGGUGCGCCUGGGUCUGGCCUCGGAGCUGGAGAUGCGGAUGGGAGGUGUGAGCCCCUUCCCGGUGUCGCACCUCACGGUGUCGGAGGACUGGGAGGUGGCCGAUCGGCGCGGCCAGGAGCAGCUCCGUUCGGCGCCCGAGCUGCGCUGGGCCGUGGACUUGGCCCGGCGCUUCAGCGGGGGGCCCCACGCGCUGCCAGGUCUGCAGCUGCGGGGCAAGCGCCAGCGGGGCGGCACGGUGCUGGAGCUGGUGCUCCGACAGCUGGUGCUUCGGAUCCAGGACCGAGACGCCCAGUCGCUGAACCGCUUCACCGCUGCCCUGGCCACGCAGGGCGAGGACUUCCAGGCUCACAGCCUGGGCAGCCAGCUGAUGGUGUCCAUGGCGCGGGAGAUGCUGGAGUGGAGCAAGUCUGGCGUCCUGGGGCUCUGGCUCAAGGAUGCGGAGCUCUUCGCCGGGGCCACGGGGAAGCAGCAGGCCUCGCGCCUUCUGAGUGCCGCCGCCACGCACUUGGAGGGCGAGGUUUGGGGCUUGGGCCAUACUCAGAGCUGCCCCUUGCCGCGGGAGGACAGCCUGGAAGCCUCCGUAGACCGCAGCAUCACCAAAGGGGUGCGUCUGGUGCACCUGGGCUGCCUGGAGGAAGCGCAGCAGCAGCUGGGCGAGGCCGAUGAGCUACUGACGCGCGUCCCGUGGACCGAGGACGGAGGGAUGGAAGCGUCGCCAUGA